AUGGAAGACGGUUUAGGCGCUGUGUACGCCAUGGGACCGAGAAUCCCAAUGGUCAGGCGCGGUGCGCAGGAAAUGAUGGGCACAACCACGCUAGGAUUGAAUGUCCCCUCUCCAGUUUUGUCCACCCGAGCCGAGAAAACGACCGAGUGUACAGACGCACGACUUUGCGAGAAGCCUGUUGGUGGUUCCGACCUGACUAUUCCUAUCGCCCUUGGAGUUGCAAUUCCUCUUGUAGCGAUCGUCUCUGUCCUUUUUUACCUUCACCGGAGAAACAUCAAAAGGCAGAGAAAUGAGGAUCUCAAUGACCCUCAUAAGUCGCUAGACUUUGGCUUGGGAGAUAGCGGACCUGCGGGUAAAACGUCGCGCAAGAGUCUGCUUGGCAGGGAGAAGGACUCUCAGUCACGCUUCAACCGCCAACAAAUGUCCAUGGACAUGAACCUGUCGAACCCAUACCUCUUGCCUCCGGAAGCCCAUAAUUCGCGCGAGUCUCUCAAUUCUCUGGCCCGAACACUGCAUCAGUCCGAGGAGGACCCCUACCGACCCGUGGCACAGUAUACCGGGAGCGAGGUUGGCUCGAUCCGGUCUUUUCCUCGAGGUCAUGAAGCCGCCUCAGUGUACACUCGAUCGAGCAGCAUCCCGGAUACUGGGCCCAUGUCCCCAGGUCCGUAUCGGCCUGGCCGUCAAAACUCUUUGCCGAGGCCGCCGCUUCAUCCACCAGAGCCAACCCACAUGAAGCCCGAGCAGCCUCUGCCAGCAAGUACCGCUCCGCAAUUGAACUUCCCUUUCAGGGAGUCACUGCCUGCCGAAUCUGCAGACACAUCUUCUGCAAAGUCGCAGGAUGCAAGUGCCGCCAGCGCACUGAUCCAGGAGCCCCCAGCCGUUGCCCUAAAAGCUCCCUCAGCCCCACUGCCGUCACCACCACAGCCAAGCCCGGCUGAUUCCGGGGUAGCUAUCGAAGACGCAAGCUUUGGCAAUCCGUUUGAGAAACCUGAGACCCGGGAGGUUCGGAGCCCAGUUGAACCUAGCAUUGUCGGUCUCGGACUUGUGGGUCAAGUUGAGCCCUCCCGGGCAUCGGUACGAACUUCCGCUUCGUCGUAUAACAGCCGAGUCAUGAGCCCGCCGCCGCAGAGACAGCUGAACCAGGCCUCGGCACCGAUUAUUGAGGAGCCCCAUGAUCACUACGCCUUUGACUAUGCGGAAAUGCCCCAGCAACCCCGAUCGCCUUCACCGGAGAACCGCGCCGGACAGCUUGAUACGGAAGCGCCCAGAGGCCGGGAUAUGCGCAGGACAUCACAUCUGUAUGAACAGCAGGAUGGAGGCCACGGGUUGGGCGUACCUCAGCAGGACAAUCGCCGUCUUUCUGUUGGCUUCCGCCCUCUCCCCCCUGACGAAAUCAUGGAAUCAGAGGAUCCUGAAUACAGGGCAAACCGCAUUAGAUCCUUCUACAAGGAAUACUUUGAUGAUACCAAGCCCGAAAAUAUGCCGCCCGUCCCUCAAAUGCCGUCAUCGUUGUCCGUCCCGCAACGGCAGCGACCACCACCACAGCAUCACGCCAACAGCGUUGACUACUACGAGGACUACGCCGCAGAUGCGCCUUACUUUGAUCCUGCGUCCAAUUCCUUUGUCAUGCCGUAUGCGCAGCCCGUAUCUCGCAGGGCCAUGACGCCGCCGCCGUCAGGCCAGCGAUUCCCCGGCCCAAGGGGCCCUCCGCGUGCUUUCCAUGGAUCUCAGACGGGCAUGAGGCUGCCGCCCAACGUGCGUGGUCCUCCCCGGCCGGGAUCCUCAGUCUCUAACCAGCUGGGCGGUCAUUCGCGUCCGGGAUCGUCGGCCUCAGGCCGUUAUGGGCCCUCACGCGCCGGUUCUGCAAUGUCCGGCAAUCGCUUUGGUGGUCCAAGAAAGCCGGUGCCUCCACCGGCGGACUUGCCCACCCUCCCCACGCCGUCUAAGCUCAAGGAUGACUCCUUUGCCCUCUUCAAUGCAGCCGACUUUGCGCCGCCUGAAUCGUUUGCCGAGCGCGCCCGUGGCCGAUCCCAGAGUCCAGUCGGCGAACGCCGCCCGUACAAGAUGAACGUGCCUGCACAUUCGCCCUUGGUCAACGCCUUUGAAGAACUCCCUUCGCUACCCAGCCCGCAUCUACUCCGCAAGUCAGGCACCUUCACAGCCCUUGACUUUGCCCCGCCCCGCAAGUUUGUCGACUCGGACGCUCGCAGCGAUGCAGGCUCGAUCCGCAGCAACCGGAGCGGAAUCUCGCAAGCGCAGCUUAGCGCCAUUCGCAAUGGCGCCGGACGGGUCAGUCGGCUACCUGGCGACCAGGUCUUUACGCAAGCGGCCACGGCGGCGCAGCUCAAGCCGCAAUGGGGCAUGCGUGAUUGA
Canariomyces notabilis is the source of this 2373-nucleotide messenger RNA. RefSeq lists its product as uncharacterized. Lineage: Eukaryota; Fungi; Ascomycota; Sordariomycetes; Sordariales; Chaetomiaceae. The transcript is spliced from 3 exons. The record is from RefSeq and is a predicted model, not a curated record. Bases 1 to 2373 code for a protein of 790 amino acids.